AAUUUUUCCUAGUUUCGCCCUACUUCUGAUCCCUGUCCAAAACCCUCGCUUUAUGUCACUCUACUGGUUUCGCCCAAAACCAUCUCCUUCGUGAACGAACGCCCGCAACACAAUCGCCAUUAAAGCUAGCUGGGAACACAACAACGGGAUCGCGGUUUACAGAGACCACCGAAACUCCUUUCUUUCUCAUCCUCCCGCUCCGCUCCUACCAGAAACCAUUGAGGAAGGGUCUAGGUUAAAUUCUGCAUAAAUCCUGCUUAAAACAGGCUACCGAACAGCCCCUAAGCAGGUCGCCCCUUGCAAUGGAAGCUUCGAGGUUGAAGAAAAAGACGAAGAAAAGGAAGAGCAGGCAGAGCUCGGAAGUCCAAGGGGGACAGCCGAGUGCCGAAGAUGUCAGCACCGUCGAGGAGGAGGAGCGACAUGUGGAUAACCAGAAAGAUGAAGACUCUUGUGAUUUAUCAGGCAGUGGAGAUAAAAAAACAACGGAAGGAGGUGGAGGCGAAGGAGAAGAAGCUCCUGCAUCUAAGAAGCUGAAGGCGGGGAAGAAUAAACGCAGCGGAAUCAUGACCAAUGAGCCCUUCUCCUCUCUUCCAAUUGCUGAGCCCACAAAGGAAGCCAUCAGGGAGAUGGGCUUCGUAAAUAUGACCCAGAUUCAAGCUAGAGCCAUUCCUCCUCUCUUGAUGGGGAAGAAUGUCAUGGGGGCUGCAAGGACGGGCUCUGGAAAGACUCUUGCCUUUUUAAUACCAACAGUUGAGUUGCUAUAUAAUAUCAAGUUCUCUGCUAGGAAUGGUGCUGGUGCUAUCAUAAUUUGCCCAACUAGGGAGCUUGCUAUUCAGACGCAUACUGUGGCGAAGGACCUAUUGAAGCACCAUUCUCAGACUCUUGGAAUGGUUAUUGGAGGUGCAGCACGAAGAGGGGAAGCUGAACACCUUGCGAAAGGAGUCAACAUCGUUGUAGCUACUCCUGGCAGGCUUCUUGACCAUCUUCAAAACACGAAGGGGUUCAUAUAUAAAAAUCUGAAAUGCCUUAUCAUUGAUGAAGCCGAUCGGAUACUAGAGCAAAACUUUGAGGAUGAUAUGAGACAAAUUUUGAAGCGCCUUCCUGAGGACCGCCAAACAGCUCUGUUUACGGCUACACAGACUAAGGAGGUUGAGGAUUUUGCAAAAUUAACAUUCAAGGAAGCUCCUGUAUAUAUCGGUGUUGAUGAUGGGAGAUCAAAGAUUACCGUCGAAGGACUGCAGCAGGGUUAUUGUGUGGUGCCAAGCAACAAAAGAUUCCUGGUUUUGUACGCUUUUCUGAAGAAGAAUUUGUCAAAAAAGGUCAUGGUUUUCUUUUCUUCUUGCAACUCGGUCAAGUUCCAUGCAGAGCUUCUCAAAUAUAUUCAGAUAGAUUGUUAUGAUAUCCAUGGAAAGCAGAAGCAACAGAAAAGGACUACUACCUUUUUUGACUUCUGUAAGGCCAGCAAGGGUAUCUUGCUUUGUACUGAUGUUGCUGCUCGUGGUCUUGAUAUUCCUUCUGUGGAUUGGAUUUUGCAGUAUGAUCCUCCUGAUGAGCCAAAGGAAUAUGUACACCGAGUUGGCCGAACUGCUCGUGGGGAAGGUGCUGAAGGAAAUGCUCUACUCUUUUUGUUGCCUGAAGAGUUGAAGUUUGUUUCCUAUCUGAUUGCCGCUAAUGUACCUGUGAAACAAUACGAGUUUUCUGAGAAGAAGGUUCCAAAUUUGCAAUCUCAACUGGAGAAAUUAGUUGGGGAGAACUACUAUUUGCUUCAGUCAGCUAAAGAGGCAUAUAGGUCCUACAUAUUAGCAUACAAUUCACACUCCAUGAAGCUAAUAUUCAAUGUUCACCAUCUCAAUCUUCAGGACGUCGCUGCAUCAUUCUGCUUCAGGUCACCCCCAAAAAUAAAUCUGAAUUUGGAGAGUAGUGCAUCCAAGUUUAGGAAGAAGAUGCGACGAGUUAAUGGCAAUUUUACCAUUCCAUAUAGGAAUGUAGGAGCUGAUAAGAGGCAGUUUACGAGGAUUUAACAAGUUUCCAGUUAAUCAAGCGUUCUGAACAUUUAAAGAGAAGAAAAAGUGCAGCUGGAUAUUGCUAAAUUGUAAAAGUUUUCUUACAGUGCUCAUUUUUUUGGUGUUUUAUGACCUUCGGCUGAAAUUGAUAUCAGUCACUGAGUAAUUAGUGUCAUUUGAACGUUAAGAGUUUAACAUGAAAGUUUGAAUUAAUUUAUAAAUGCAGUACAAUUUUGAAGAUUGUAAUUCUGUAUUGUUCUGUAAACCUUUUUAUGAUCUAGGAAAUUUAUAGUAGAUGAUGAGGACGAUGAGGUUUUUGGUUGAGUGCUGGCUUGAAGAAUAGUCAUUUGUAUGCAAACUCAUCUUCUAUUGAUGAUAGCCUCAUGUAUUUGUUACGCCUAGUGAAGUCUUAGUUCUUUGAUUCCAUCACCUUAUUCAUAACCACUUGUAAACUUCUCU
Messenger RNA from Phalaenopsis equestris, 2462 nucleotides. Its product is annotated as DEAD-box ATP-dependent RNA helicase 27. Bases 303 to 2021 code for a protein of 572 amino acids. Gene Ontology annotation, biological process: maturation of LSU-rRNA from tricistronic rRNA transcript (SSU-rRNA, 5.8S rRNA, LSU-rRNA). The transcript has 13 exons. Gene Ontology annotation, cellular component: nucleolus. Gene Ontology annotation, molecular function: RNA helicase activity; nucleic acid binding; ATP binding. NCBI's taxonomy places the organism in Eukaryota, Viridiplantae, Streptophyta, Magnoliopsida, Asparagales, Orchidaceae. The record is from RefSeq and is a predicted model, not a curated record.